Molecule: messenger RNA, 933 nt
Organism: Paraglomus occultum
Lineage: Eukaryota; Fungi; Glomeromycota; Glomeromycetes; Paraglomerales; Paraglomeraceae
Source: the annotation of a GenBank genome assembly
AUGUCUGAUCACGUAGCCCACGCUCUCGCUGGUGUCGGCGGAGGAGUCGUUUCACUGUUCUUGACAUACCCAUUGGUUACUAUAAGUCAACGACUACAAGUACAAAAAGACUCAAACAGUAAAAGAGCAUAUAAAAACGGACGACAUGCACUUCGCAAGAUUUACAAAGACGAAGGCGUCCGUGGAUUAUACUCCGGUCUUAAUUCAGCCGUUUUCGGCAUUGCGCUAACGAAUGGCACAUAUUAUUACUUUUACGAAUGGACCAAGGACAGAUUCAAGAAGCUUUCAAAAACAAACAGACCGAUUAACGUAUUUGAAUCAAUGGCUGCUAGUGCAGUAGCUGGUGCUUUUACUGUAUUGAUUACUAACCCUGUUUGGGUCGUCAAUACGAGAAUGACAACUCGCAAGGAUUCCCUGGAUGCUGAUCCCUCAACCUCAUCAUCGGCCGCCAAAUCAAGACCAGCUGGAACCAUUGAAACCGUAUUGAGAAUUCUUCACCAUGACGGUGUCUCGGCAUUCUGGCAGGGGGUUGUUCCGGCUUUGAUCCUGGUUAUAAACCCCAUCAUUCAGUAUACCGUAUUUGAACAGUUGAGGACAUAUUGGAGAAAAUUUAAGAAAUUAGGAAAUUUUGACUUUUUCUUAUUGGGAGCUAUUAGCAAAUUGGCUGCAACUGGAUUGACGUACCCUUAUAUUGUCGUUAAAUCUCGCAUGCAAUUACGACAAGACGAUGCGACUGUCCGGUAUAGGUCUACUUUACAUGGACUACGUGAAAUCUAUAUUCACGAAGGCAUUUCUGGACUAUAUAAAGGCAUUACAUCCAAACUUCUUCAAUCAGUAUUGACAGCCGCAUUCUUGUUCAUGUGCAAGGAGGCUUUAUUCGAGUUUACCGUUAGUCUUCUCACAAAGAUUCGAGCAAGGAAAAUUACUAAUUAA